CCAAUCACUGCUCGCUCUGCAGCUCGCUGUGUGUCCGUCACUGAGACUAGUCCGAGUGGAUACACUGAACAUGUGGGGGACAGAGCGCUGCAGCUCGAGCAGCUGAUAAAAUAAUAUAAUAAUAACAUUUACGUUUAUAUUAUUAAAGUUAUAACUAAUACAACGACACGGUCCGUAACUUGAGCUCCUGAUCGCUCGGUAACUGAAGCUGUUCGAGAUUCAGCAGAACCCUGAAGAAGAUGAGUCUGUUACCCAGAACCGCGGAGGAGUUCAGCUCAGCGGACUACUGGGAACGGUUCUUCCGAAAACGCGGAGAAAAGGCUUUUGAGUGGUAUGGAGACUACAACUCACUGUGUGGAGUUCUGCACAAAUACAUCAAACCCAAAGACAAGGUGUUGGUGGUGGGUUGUGGCAACUCUGAGCUGAGUGAACAGCUUUACGAUGUCGGCUACCGUCAUUUAACCAACAUUGACAUCAGUGAGACAGUGGUAUCUCACAUGAACCAGCGGAACGUCCAACGACGACCUGACCUCAUCUUCGAACAGGUGGAUGCCACCCAGACAGGAUAUGAGAAUGGCAGCUACCAGGCAGCCCUAGACAAGGGCACUCUGGAUGCCAUGGCCUCGGAGGAAGAAGGUGCUCUGGCAGGUCGGAUGCUGGCUGAGGUGGCCAGGGUUCUGACUGUGGGUGGCCGCUACGUGUGUGUGACUCUAGCACAGGAGCAUGUGAUAAAGUUGGCAGUAGAGCACUUCAGUAAUGCUGGCUGGGCCAUACGGAUCCAUUGUCUGAGCCAACAGAGCCAGGACUCGGAUUCCUCUUCAUUUGCCCUGCCGGUCUUUGUUCUUGUGUGCACCAAAUUUCGCCAGCCCCCUCCCUUUGCAGUGCUGGAGCUGUGCCAGGGAGAAGAUGGUGCCCCCUGUAGGUUGUCGGCAGUGUCUGAUCUGUUGGGUGCAAUAAAGGAGCGCCAGGCUUAUGCCCUCAUGCUUCAGAAGCUGAGAGGAAGCACAGACACUUCUAGCUCACCUUCUCUCACACUGUGCCAUGCAGCCUCGGGUCGUCCACGAUACACUCUCACAGUUCAAGAUAGUUCUCCUUCUACCAAGGUGCCCCGAACAAACCACUUUGCAAUCUUUAUCGUUCCUCAGGGCCGUGAAUCAGAUUGGUUGUAUGGCUCUGCUGAGGGACGUGCUCAGCUAGCCUCCAGUGCUAAAUUUCGACGUUUGAUCAUUGUUGCAAUGCAUCGAGACCAAGAGUAUGAAGACAUGCAAGCAGUCCAGUCUGAACUGUCUCCCAUGGUGAUGGAACUGGCACCUCCUGGAAUGCCAGCCAAUCAGCAGGUGCCGUUCUUGUCUGUAGGGGGUGACCUGGGCUGGAGGGAGGUGGUAGGCAGAGGGGUCAGUGACCUAACUGGGGAGUACUCUGUGGAGGAUGUUCGCGGAGAGGAUGGUCAUCUCUACCGCAGAUUGGUAUUCAUGAACAACACUCAGCUAGUGCAGUCUGAAAGCCGCCUCCGAUCCACCACCCCAUCCUCUGCUCAUAAAAAGAGGAGCAAGAAGAAAACAAAACCCUCCACUGAUCCUCCACCUUCUGCUGGCAAAAAACAUGCUGUCGACAAAGGAUUUCUCUGUUGUACACAUCAUGAGGUGAUGGUUGCAGGCCUUGCCAUGCUAGGAACAGCAGCUAUCAAAAAUAAAGAUGCGCUGGUAUCAGUGUUAAUAGUGGGUCUGGGCGGUGGAGGUUUGCCCCAGUUUGUACGAGACUUUGUGCCCGGUGCGCGAGUGGAGGUUGUAGAGUUGGACCCAGCUGUGCUUGAGGUGGCAAAGACCUGGUUUGAGUUCCAAACAGAUGACAGACUGAAGGUCAUACUGGGAGAUGGCCUGGAGCAUAUCAGUACUCUUGCAAGCCUGGGGGGACAUUCCUAUGAUAUCAUCAUGUUUGACGUUGAUAGCAAAGACCCCACCCUAGGCAUGAGCUGCCCACCGCCUGCCUUUGUAGAAACAUCACUACUGGAAAAAGUCUGCAAGCUGUUAACCCCUCGAGGUAUUUUUAUGUUGAAUCUUGUGUGUCGUGACUCGUCUCUGAGACUGUCGGUGAUGGACCGCUUACAGGCCGUGUUCCAUAGUGUGUUCUCUCGUCCCAUUGAGGGCGAAGUCAACGAGGUGCUGCUUUGUUCCAGGGCUGGUAGUGGAGGAGACAAACCGUCUGAUUUCCCACAGGAGCUGCAACAGGCUGCCAAAACCCUACAGGGGGCGCUGCGGAACAGCAGUCAGAAUGCCCCUUGCAACCCUCAAAUAGACAUUUCUUCAAUGCUAAAAAACCUACGGGUAGCAUAAAUAUUACCCGCUUAGUAAAGUGACAAUUACCCACGUGUUUUUGUGCAAGUGAUGCACGAGACAAGAGGAUAAGUUGAAUGAUGAUGUAUGAGCACACAGAUCUGAUUUAGAUAUAAACAUGGUGGGUGCACGCAGUGGAUACACAUUUAAAAUCAUUUUCAAUUAAACUGAAAUCAGAUUAAUGAUUGUGAAAUUAAUACAGUAAACUGCAAAAAAAACAAGGAUUACAACUUGGUAUGUGUUCCUUUUAUAAUUAAAAGUUUAACAUCCUGCUCUCAAAAUAUAUAAACAUGUUCAGAGUAUCAUGGUAUUUUGAAAGAAUGUCUUGUUUAUAAUAAGCAUAAGUGUUUUUGCUUUUUUAGUAUUGGUAUAUAAGCAAAGUUGGGAUGUAUGGAGAUUGUUAUUUAUAAUACUGAAAUUAGGUUUACAAUCUAGGUUACAUUUAGUAAAGGCAACAUAUACAGCACAGUUACUUUUUACAUUUUAUUUUGGCAAAGAAUGUAGGCAUGCUCUUCCACAGAUAUAUUUUUUUUAUAAUCAACAUUGUCUUUGUUCUUGUAUUUGGAUUAUCAUUACUGUCUGUUGUUGUCUGUUGUGUGAUCCUCUCAGUGUUACUGAACUCUGCUAAAGCAUGAGUAGACUGAUAAAGCACUGUGCUGAUCUGCUGAUCAGUUUUUUAUCUGUGUUACUGAACUCUGCUAAAGCAUGAGUAGACUGAUAAAUCACUAUGCUGAUCAGUCAUUCAUCUCAGUGUUAAUGAGCUCUGCUAAAGCACAAGUAGAGUGAUAAAUCACUGUGCUGAUCAGUCAUUUAUCUCAGUCUUAAUGAGCUCUGCUAAAGCACGAGUAGACUAAUAAAUCACUAUGUUGAUCUGUUGAA
Messenger RNA from Astyanax mexicanus (Mexican tetra), 3212 nucleotides. It is a transcript of the gene mettl13, whose product is annotated as methyltransferase 13, eEF1A lysine and N-terminal methyltransferase. The record is from RefSeq and is a predicted model, not a curated record. NCBI's taxonomy places the organism in Eukaryota, Metazoa, Chordata, Actinopteri, Characiformes, Acestrorhamphidae. The coding region runs from base 240 to 2333 and encodes 697 amino acids. The transcript is spliced from 9 exons.